AUGCUAUCACUUCUAACAGAUACCGCCAAUAUGCAAGCGAAGCUGUUCAUGAUACCGUGGAUUAUUGGAUUGGGAGUUCGCGCCCAGAGUCCAAAUUUAGCACAAGGUCUGAUCACCGACCCGAUAGUUGACGCUCAUCAUAGGAAUUUUGUUGAAAUGCUCCGAAGACAGCAGCAAAUUAACGAUGCGCUUCUCAGAAACAAUGGACUCUUUCAACCAAUUCCAUUGGCACACGCGCCAGAUGGUCUGUUACGUCCACAAUUGCCACAAAAUCCCUUUAAUCUUUUCACUCCUCCGAAUUUACAGCUGAGUGCACAAGGCUCCACUAGCAAGCUUGGCUCUUAUGAUAAAAUUGAAGAGAAAGAAGGAACCGUAAAAGUGCCAUCGACAAGCGAUGAAAUUCGAAAAGCGAUUAGUGAAUCAAAGACAGUUGUGUUGAAACAGACGAAUACAACAGCGGAAACAACGACGACUACAACCGAAACUCCUUCAACAACUACGAAAAUCGCUGUGACUCCGACAACAUCACCUACAGUAAUCCAAAGCAAUGAGAUGAAAAUUUUAACGAAAGAGGACGCGGAAGUUCUAGAAUUGUUCAAGAAGCUAAAUUUAAGCAAAGAGGAAACAAAAAGUAUUGUGGAACAUGUUGAGCAAGUAGUUCGAGAAGAACUAGCUAAGAAACUGAAAGAAGCGGAAAUGCUCAAGGAACAUCCGACAAUACAGGGAACAACAGCGAGUAGUACAACCUCUGGUCCAACAACAACAACGGCAACAACAAGCACGACUACUACAACAACCCCUGUUGCAACCACAACGACUAGUCCGAAAUUGAUUCGAAUGCCCAAACAUCGUCUCCGCACUGAAGAAACGGUGAUUGUGCCGAAACACGAGGUGAAGCAUCAUCCGAAAAAGAAGGAGACGUUCAUAUUGGAUGAAUCUGACGAAGCGUUGGCUGGAAGUAUCAAAACAUCACUAACCCAUCUUCCAGUGGCUGUUGUAAAUGAUGAGGAAGAACGCGAGAAAAUUCACGCGGAGGCGUCUCUUCAUAAACGAGUUGUGAUUCCGGCGCCAAACGACGAUAAUGAAGAUCGAGAUUUGCUUGUCGAUUUCGUUACAGGCGCACCAUUGGAUUUGAAUGAGCGACAGGAAAAAGAGAAUAGAGAGUUCCUGCCGGUAACAGUUCAAAGCACAAGCCCGCCAGGAAUUCCUUCGACGCUUCCGACAUUGCCCUCCAAACUUCCUCCUCGACACCCACAGCAUGUUAUGACGAACUUCGAGCGACUCGCUUCCGAUUAUCGUCGUCGUUUGGAAAACACUGGAGACAUAAAUAAGAUUCUGCAGAAAAUUUCCGAAAAUGCUUAUAUAUCGUUAGGAAUCUUGUUCAGAAUGUCUGCUGAAGAAUGUUCUAACCCUCAAGGCUUCUACAGUUAUUCAAGCGAAUCGAGCCGGGAACUGAGCCGAGAAGAUUUAGAAAAACUGGCGAAACAGACAGAAGCAAGCGAAUUUAAAAAGAAAAAACUCGAAAUUGAAGCUCGUAAAAAUUGGGACAAGUUUUAUCACAGAAAUGGUGAUAAUUUCUUUAAAGAUCGAAAUUGGAGUGCCGAUGAUCUGAAGGAGCUAUGCCAUGAUAUUGAUUUCUCGAAGGAAUUAAAAUAUCUAGAAGCAGGGUGCGGUGUAGGAAACAUGCUGUUUCCAUUAGCCGCUGAAAUUCCAAACUUGAAGCUGUUCGCUUUUGAUUUUUCGGUUAACGCAGUCAAAUUGCUAUCGAAACGGGCAGCCGAGCUCAGUCUUUCCGUGGAGAGCGAUGUUGUAGACCUUGCUGAUGGUGAUCUGAAUUCGCCGUUUUCAGAAGAUGUUGAUCUAGCAACAUUGAUUUUCGUCUUAUCGGCAAUUCAUCCCGAAAAACACAGAAUUGCCGUCGAAAAUAUGAAAAAAUUUGUGCGAAUUGGCGGAACGGUGAUAAUCCGUGAUUACGGAGUCAAUGAUCACGCUAUGAUUCGAUUUGGAAGGGAAUCACGGCUUGGUGACCGAUUUUAUGUUCGCCAAGAUGGAACAAGAGCAUAUUAUUUCGAUCUUGAUGAGUUGGCUGAAAUGUUCACAUCUUGCGGGUUUCGUUGCAUUCGGAAGGAGUAUUUGCACCGAAUAACAAUAAACCAUAAAAAGGAUCUACGAGUGCCAAGAAUAUUUGUUCAAGCACGAUUUGUUCGAGAUUCAUAA
Messenger RNA from Caenorhabditis bovis, 2217 nucleotides. Lineage: Eukaryota; Metazoa; Nematoda; Chromadorea; Rhabditida; Rhabditidae. The record is from the annotation of a GenBank genome assembly.